Molecule: messenger RNA, 5322 nt
Organism: Pipistrellus kuhlii (Kuhl's pipistrelle)
Lineage: Eukaryota; Metazoa; Chordata; Mammalia; Chiroptera; Vespertilionidae
Gene: C1GALT1
Product: core 1 synthase, glycoprotein-N-acetylgalactosamine 3-beta-galactosyltransferase 1
Exons: 4
Coding region: 18-1091 (357 amino acids)
Cellular component (GO): membrane
Molecular function (GO): N-acetylgalactosaminide beta-1,3-galactosyltransferase activity
Source: RefSeq, a predicted model, not a curated record
AAAUACACUUUUGGGAAAUGGCCUCUAAAUCUUGGCUGAAUUUUUUAAUCUUCCUCUGUGGAUUAGCAGUUGGAUUUGUUUUGUGUUCUCAGCUAUUUAGUAUUUUGUUGGGAGAACAGGAUGACACCCAACCUAAGAUUCUUCAUAAUGAUCCUCAUGAUGGGCAUUCAGAUGAUAAUGGAGAGUAUCAUCUAAAAGGACAGAUGGACUUCAAUGCAGAUGCUAGCCAACAUAAAGAUGAGAACACGGACAUCGCUGACAACCUCUAUGAGAAGGUUAAAAUUCUUUGCUGGGUUAUGACAGGACCUCAGAAUCUAGAGAAAAAGGCUAAACAUGUCAAAGCUACAUGGGCCAAGCGCUGUAAUAAAGUAUUGUUUAUGAGUUCAGAAGAAGAUAAAGCCUUCCCUGCUGUGGGAUUAGAAACCAGAGAAGGCAGAGACCAGCUAUACUGGAAAACAAUUAAAGCUUUUCAGUAUGUUCAUGAUCACUAUCUAGAAGAUGCGGAUUGGUUUAUGAAAGCCGAUGACGAUACAUAUGUUAUACUAGACAAUUUGAGAUGGCUUCUCUCAAAGCACAGCCCCGAAGAACCCAUUUACUUUGGGAGAAGAUUUAAGCCCUACGUUAAGCAGGGCUACAUGAGUGGAGGAGCAGGAUAUGUUCUGAGCAAAGAAGCCUUGAAGAGAUUUGUUGAUGCGUUUAAAACAGAGAAAUGUACACAUAGUUCCUCCAUUGAAGAUUUAGCGCUGGGAAGAUGCAUGGAAACUAUAAAUGUAGAAGCGGGAGAUUCCAGAGAUACCAUUGGAAAAGAAACUUUUCAUCCCUUUGUGCCAGAGCACCACUUAAUCAAGGGUUUUCUACCUAAAACAUUUUGGUACUGGAAUUAUAACUAUUACCCUCCUGUAGAGGGUCCUGGUUGCUGUUCUGAUCUUGCAGUUUCUUUUCACUAUGUUGAUCCUACAACCAUGUAUGAGUUAGAAUACCUCGUUUAUCAUCUUCGUCCAUAUGGAUAUUUAUACAGAUAUCAACCUGCCUUACCUGAAAAUAUACGGAAGGAAAUAAGUCAAGCAUACAAAAAUGAAGAUCCAAAGUAAAUUUUGGGAAAUCUUGAAAGAAAAGCAUAAAUGAACAGAGAUGUUGCGCCUUUUACAAGGCAAAACUCUCCUCAAGAAAAAACAAAAGAUAAUGGCUCGCUUUAUUGCGACACUUGCUUUAUCGUGGUGGUCUGGACCUGAAACCACAAUAUAUCUAAGGUAGUAUGCUGAGUUUCUGUUAUCUCUUCUAAAUAUGUUUAACCAUUCUUGGAUACCGUUUUCAACUAUUAAUAUUUACUCAAAGCUUUAAAGCAUUUGAUUAAAUAUUUUGUUCCCAUAUUUACCCAUUGUUAAUUAUGGGUAACUAAUAAAUAGUAAAUUUAAUGCUUCUUGGGGAAUGUUUUUUGAUAUCACAGCCACUCAGGAAUUACAAUUUGUUUUUGAUCAAUUAAGCGACACUUUUAAUUGAUCAUUUAAAACUUUUCCAACUACAUAAUUAUAGUUCUUUUCAUUAUUAUCCUGUUGAGAGAUGAGAACUUGUUUUGUGCCUUUUAUAACUUCUUUAAAACAGUUUUAAAAUUCAUUUUUAGGAUGUAAGGUGGUUAUCAAUUGCACUGGCAAAAUAAUUUGAAUGCAAAAUUUUGACCAGAGUUAAUUAAAAACAUUAGGAAAUGCACAACUCUUAAACAAGUUGAAAUAUGUCAGGUAUUAAAAGACAAAAUACUUAUUUUAUGAAUAAUAUCUAAAUUUGAUGCUGACUUAUGUACAGGGUGGGGCAAAAGUAGGUUUACAGUUGUUUGUAUAGAAAAAAUACAAUAAUAAAUAAUUGAAGAGUAAAUUCUAUUUUGUCCCAUCCUCUAUUUGGGGAUGAUUGUAUUGCCAAUGGAUAGAUUAUUGCAGUUGAGCAGAAUACCUAUUCAAGACUGUCAUCUAAAACACAUUCAUGAAUAUUUUGUUCUUAUUUUAGUGACCCUCUAAAGAGUUUCUGGAAGGAAAAAAAAAUAAUUUUUGUUAUCUUUAGCAACAUUACCUGAGUGUAUCAUAACAAUAUUUUACAGACUUUCUAUAAGAUUAUCAUAAAUGGUACAAGUGAUUUAUAUUUCUCUUAUGUUUAUCAUGCUAAUUUUACAUGGCUGUCACACCAUUGACUCUACUGUUUAGCUAAAUAGUUUCUAUUUAUUGUGCCAAAACAUGUCAAAACCAUGACCUCUUUAGAUGGUAUAUUUGAGAGGAUGUUCAUCUUAGUGGCCAAUUAUGUAUGCUUUGUCUAUGUAGUGAAUACUCACACCAAUUUUUACCCAUUAAAUUGUUUUUUAUUGUUUUCAUGAUGGUCAUCUGCCAAAAUUUCAAGGCAUUCAUUCUGUUCUUAAAUAGCUCUUUACUUUGGUGUGGAUAUGAGUUUAUCUGAAUCCGUAUUUGCCACUUUUCUGUACUAGCAGCAUAAAGAGUUUAUUAUAAACAUCCAAAAAUCUUAAAGGAAAUGAACAUUGUGAUAAAUCCUAGGGUCCUGAAGUUAGACUACCUGGGUUUAAAUUCUUGCUUCAUCACUUACUAGUUUUGUAACCUUGAGCAAUUCCUUAAUCUCUCUGUGCCUCAAUUUCCUCAUCUGUAAAUUAGGGACAAUAACACUACCUACCUCACUGGAAUUUUAUGAGGAUUAAAUGAGUGAAUAUAUGUAUGGCUUUUAGAAUAUUGUCUGGUCCAGAGUAUGAAGCAAUAAAUAUAAGGUUUUAGUCUGUUAACUUGGAGUGUAAAUAUUUGUUUCAAAUGAGCGAAAAAUCUGCUUUAAUCAAAUCAGUAUUGAAGGAAAUAUUUUAUUCAUUUCUUAUAAGUAAUAGCUAGUUUUUAUCUGAUGCAUACUAUAUGCCAAUUACUGUGCUUAGAUACUCUUUGUACAUUAGCAUUAAUCCUAACAAAUUGGAUGCUAUUCACAUAUGAAUGAGAAAAGUGAGGCUCAGAGUUAAAGUAUCUUUUCCACUGUCACAAAGCUAAUAAGUAAUAGCUGGGAUUUCUACUCAAAGCCUAUGUGCUCUUUGUACUGUGUCAGCCCAGAGAUUAGUCAUUUAGCAUUUUUCCAUUUUUACUUACUGGCAAGUGAUACAUUGGUCAAUAAUAGUAAAAUUAACCAAAUAGUCAUGAUGCUUCUCAAAUUCUGGUUUUUAUGCUCUUGCCUGGAAGCUUGUUAAAACACAGAUUUCAAGACCACAAGUCCAGAAAUUCUGAGACCAGCAUGGGGUCCAGGACUAUUGUUCAUUAUUACUAGAUGCCCUUAGGUUGUGGUUCUCAAAGUGUGGUCUAAAUCUACAAUGUAUCAGUAUUAUUUGGAAAUUGUUGGAAAUGCCAUCUCCUGAAUAUAUUAAGGAUUAACUGCUGUGUAAAUAAAGUAUCUUUGAAAGAUUUAGAUAAGGCAUCUUUAAAAUAAGUGUAGUCCAGUAUUACACUAUAUUAAAUUUAAAAGUCUUUAAAGCAGUUUUAAAGGGUCAGUGGAUUGUUUAUUUUGACAAAAUUCUUUAGCUUCUUCAGAGUGACUAAAAUCAGGGUCCACACUAUAAAAUCUAUAAUUCUUUGAAUUUGGGAAUUUCACAUUAGUGCAGGAAGGGUUCAUUAAGUAGUACUAAUUUGUUAAAAACAUCCUAAAUGAGUGUCAUCCCAAAUGCCCACAAUUGAAAUAAAAAUGUUUAAAUAGAUAUAGGAAAAUACGAUUCUACAAUAUGCAUAAUAGUGUUUUUUUUGCUAAUUUUGAUACUAUCAAAAUUUUAUUACUUUUAAGAAUCAGUUGACUGUCCUUUAUGACCUUAUAAAGCAAAAAAUUCAAGUACUUGAGAAAGUACAUAAAACCAGAUUUCAUGAUAAUACUGACUUACAUUUUAAAUUAAUAUCUCUGUCAUUUGGAUAAAUGGUUUUAAUGUGGCCUCUCCAUAACAGUAUACUUGUAUUUUCAAUUGUGAAGUUCAUAGAUGAUGCAAAGCAGAUUGUUGUCCCAGAAUUAAAUUAUUUGUUUUCAGAUACCUUAAAUUUCAGAGGAGUAUUUGUUACUGUUAGAAGAUUAGGAAAUAAAUCACUGACCAGUUUUGAACAUUUUUUGAAAUAUGGUAAUUGGAUUUGGGCAUUAAAUUUGCUAACUGGUUAUUUUCAUAAUUGUUUUUGAGUGUUAAUUUUUCACUUCCUGGAGCCUAUCAAAUUGUAGCGUAUCCCCAAAAAAUGUAUACACAGUUUUUUGGAAUUAGUAAUUAUUUAAAGUGUGUAUACAUUUUGGGGGGGACAUCCUAUAUAUUACCAGCUUAAAGAUUGAGAAACCCCUCACUUGAUUAAUUCGAUAAAAUCUGUCCUUUUAUUCUCUAUUUAAAUUUUCAGUUUGGAGUAUUAUGUCUUUUACAGUUUCUGCUUCUUUGUAUUGAUUGCCCUUUCUUUUCUUUAAAACUAUUUUCCAUUUUCUAACUACUCUUCCCCUGCCCAAUUACUGUUAAUACUGCCUUCACAUGGUUAACUGGCUGUUAUUAGUGAUUAGAAUUUCUAUUGCUUAUUGAUAAUUUCAUACCUAUUAACUUUAAGUUUCCCUAUGAAUUUGGAAGUAAAAAUCUAAGAAUAAUGUCUGCUGGCUCUCAGAAUAUUGCCCUACUAAAAAGUCAACAAUUUUAAAGUAAUUCUAGAUUAUAAUUAUUAAAUGAAGUAAAGUUAUGAGUAUUCCAUCUCCCCACUUUCUCAAAACAAAAUAAAAAACCAUUUGCCUGAUUUCUCUACUUUUAUAGUAGGCCUUGCAGAAACAUACUUAAUAAAUCUGGGGGAUAACCUGUGGUUUAAAUUAUGCUAAAUGUAUCUUUUCUUUAAAAUCACUUAUGUUUAUAUAAGAACUAUGUUGAAAUAGAAAUUUUAAUACAGAUUAGAGUAAGAAAUUUUACCAAUUCUCUAUAGAGAAACCAACCUAAAACUAGUGUCCUAUUUCAACUUUUUUACCUCUCUAGUUUUCAGUUUAUAUCAAUUCAGUUUAAAUAACUUUGCAGGGCCCUGCAAAUUAAUAAUUCAUAUAAGUAUAUUAUUAGAGGGAAACUAAUCUUACUGCUAAGCAGUGUGCUAUAUUACACAGUGAAUGUUUGUGUUUUGGAAUUUUUAAACUAUGUAAGGUAAUAGUGUCAUGAAUGGUUUAACACUGUCUGGUGACUUGCUUAUUUUAAGUGAUCACCGAUAAGUCAGAGAAAUGUAUUUUUAAAUAUGUUUUUUGAAGUGCCUUUUGAACAUUUUUAAAUAAUGGAUUUAAACAAUUGAGUAAAAUAAAUUACCAUGUUUAAAGCUG